AUGUGUUUGUGCUUGUGGCUCACCGGGAAACCGCACUACCAGAGAGCCCUUCAGGGCAGAAAGAGAAAGAAGGAGGGGGACUUUGUGGAGCGUCGUUGGAAGGACGUGAGGGUGGGAGACUUCGUGAAGGUGGUGUCUAACGAGAUCCUCCCAGCUGACCUGUUGCUUCUCCAGACCUCUGACCCUAACGGGGUGUGUCACGUUUAGACCGCCACCCUGGAUGGAGAGACCAACCUCAAACAGAGACAGGUCGUCCCAGGACUCUACACACAGGGUUUUCCCUUUAAGCCGCAACACUUCAACAGCACAGUAGUCGUUGAAAAACCCAACGACAACCUCAAUCAUUUCAAAGGUUACAUAGAGACGGCUGAUAACAGGAAGUUGGGCUUUGGGAUUGACAGUCUGCUGCUGAGAGGGUGUACCGUCAGAAACACAGACCAUGCAGCUGGGUUCGUGGUGUACACAGGCCGUGAGACCAAGUCCAUGCUAAAUAACUACAGAACCAGAUACAAACGCAGCAAACUGGAACGCAAGAUGAACAUGGACGUGCUCUUCUGUGUCAUUGUACUCUUAUGCCUUAUAGGAGCGCUUGGUAAGUUGAACCUACAGUUCACCCCAAAUCCAAUUCAGUACGUCUUCUCGGACAAGACUGGUACCCUCACAGAGAACAAGAUGGUGUUCAGAAGACGCACCGUCAUGGGAACCGAGUAUGCACACAACGAGAAUGACGUCCGUCUGGCUGUCCUUGGGGAGGCUGAUGACACAGAGGAAGAGGUCCUCUUCCACCAGAGACCACUCCCCUUGAGGACAGGAUGGACCCUGGAAGACAACCAUGACCAUGACCCAGAAGUAAUACAAUGUUGCCAUGGCGCCCAGCGACCUCACAGGAACAAGGAAGGAAGUGCCCAGGGGGAAGUAGCAUUCAGCAGUCCACUGGAAACAGAGGUGGUGCCGGACAGAAAGCUACUUCAGUGUGUUCUGAGGGGUGGUGGUGACGGGACUGGUGGCAGAGGGAUACGCCACUGCCAGGAAACAGAGCUCUACCUUGACUUCUUCCUGGCUCUCGCUGUCUGCAACACGGUGGUGGUUUCCACGGCAACGCAGGCUCAGGCGCAAAGACGGAGAGUGAGUCGUGCUCUGUACCAAGUGUUCCGUUCCUCUCCUCCGUUCUUUUCUCUUCACUGGGGCACGGGUAUAGAGGACCGUCUGCAGGACAGUGUUCCUGACACCAUCAUGGCCCUGAGAGAGGCAGGGAUCCAGGUGUGGGUUCUGACAGGGGACAAGCCCGAGACGGCCGUCAACAUCGCCUACGCCUGCAGGCUGGAGGGAGAUCUAGUUAUCAACAUGAGCACCAACAACAAGGCAAUGUGUGCGUCCACCCUGGACUGUACUCUUGAAGAGGUGAGGCAGUAUGGAGGUCCAGGGGACCACAGCCCCUCCAUCGGCCUGGUGAUUGAUGGGCAUACCCUGGGCAUGGCUCUGGAGUCAGACCUGGUGGAGCGGUUUGUGGAGCUAGCUCGGCGCUGUCGCUCUGUGCUAUGCUGCAGGGUCACGCCUUUACAGAAGAGCACCGUGGUUAAGGUGGUUAGGGAGAGACUGAAGGUCAUGACCCCGGCUAUAGGAGACGGUGCGAAUGACGUGAACAUGAUCCAAGCAGCUGAUGUCGGCAUCAGUAUAUCGGGACAGGAGGGCAUGCAGGCUGUCAUGGCCAGUGACUUCUCCAUCUCCUGUUUUAAACACAUGAAGAAGCUUCUCCUGGUCCACGGUCACUGGUGUUACAGCAGACUGGCUAACAUGGCCAUCUACUUUUUCUACAAGAAUGUGAUCUAUGUGAACAUCCUCUUCUGGUACCAGUUCUACUGUGGUUUCUCGGGGACGUCCAUGAUUGACAUCUGGCUGAUAAUCUUCUUCAACCUCUUCUUCACCUCCGCCCCGCCCAUCAUGUUCGGAGUGAUGGACAGGAACUUUGCCACGGAGACGCUGCUGGGCCUCCCAGAGCUGUACAGGAGUGGCCAAGGGUCAGAGGGAUAUAAUCACUUUACAUUUUGGAUCGCCAUGCUGGACGCCUUCUAUCAAAGUCUGGUUUGCUUCUUCAUUCCAUUUUGGACCUACCAUGGAUCAGACAUAGACAUCUACACGUUUGGAACUCCUAUUAACACCGUGUCUUUAUUCACAAUCCUUCUGCAUCUGGCCAUAGAGAUCAACACCUGGACUGUAGUCCACUGGGUGAUCGUGCUGGGUAGUGUAUCUCUGUACUUCGUGGUGACCCUGUUCUACAGUGCUGUGUGUAUCAGCUGUAAUCCACCAUCAGACCCCUACUGGAUCUUGCAGCAGUAAAUGACUGACCCCAUGUUUUACCUGGUCUGUGUCGUCACUGCUGUGGUCGCCCUGCUGCCCAGGUAA
Molecule: messenger RNA, 2403 nt
Organism: Salvelinus namaycush (lake trout)
Lineage: Eukaryota; Metazoa; Chordata; Actinopteri; Salmoniformes; Salmonidae
Gene: atp10b
Product: ATPase phospholipid transporting 10B
Biological process (GO): phospholipid translocation
Cellular component (GO): plasma membrane
Molecular function (GO): ATPase-coupled intramembrane lipid carrier activity; ATP hydrolysis activity; ATP binding
Source: RefSeq, a predicted model, not a curated record